GCAGGCUACUAAAUUACCAUUCAUUCCACCCACUUUCCAUGAAGAUGAACGUAGCCAAAAACUUUAUCGAAAGAGUAACUCGACUCACUACGGAUAAUACCACCAACAUACAGCAUACAAUUUUCCAGCAUCUCCGCCGUAAUAAUUACCCCGCCACACUCAUAAACAGGCUCAUACAACGGUCUAAAAACACCACGCACGAAGAUGCCUCCAACACUGCACCAUUAACCAUAAGAAACCACAGUCAAAGCAUAUCAACAUGCAAUCACAGUCCAACAGUCCCACCGAACGAACAGAUAUAUAGAUCCCUGCCGCACGUGCCAACACUCAGUACAUCCAUAGCGAAAAUGCUCAAACCAGACUAUCCCAAUGUAAAAAUAGCUACAAAGCCUAUCAACACAGUAUCAAAACUACUGCCAAACACAAAAGACUCGGUUGACCCAUUGCUGCAGUCUAAUAUCAUUUACAGCCUGUCAUGCGAUAAUUGCACAAUGAGUUAUUUGGGCAUGACACGCAACCAGCUUAGAACCAGGCUAUAUGGCCAUAAAAGCAAUAUUAACCAGUACCACAAACUGAUAGCUGAUGGUACGACCGACAGCAACGAACAGCUGAUCAGUCUCGGAGAGAAGACUGCCCUCAUCGAACACAUGAUACAACACAACCAUACCUUCGAUCUUACCAAAGCCAAAAUUAUUGACAGAACCUAUCGACCGACGGCUCUCCCGAUACUAGAAAUGUGCCACAUCACGAACACACUCAACACCGUAAAUCAUCGCACCGAUGUGGACGGGCUCAACACAACUUACGCAGGCAUUCUACAUACACUCAGAACUACCAAUACUCGCCGCAAUAAAGCUUCCGAACCAGACACAAGUAAUAGAACACUUUUGGCCCAUGAUAGAUAGUUACCGUUUCGGGUCACCAUCUUUAAAUCAUACGUUGUAAUACCGGUGGAUGUGCAUAUCGAGCUCCGUGACCAAUAGUGCACCCAGAUGGUUUUUAUUGCGAAAAAUCCCCAUAUUUCCGACCAGAAAAAUUCGUGCAAAAUUCCCAAACCUCCCAUCGUUGGCAAUCAGCGAAUUCGACAAAGACGCGUAAAUUAGAGUAAGUUCACAAUGUCAAUGUCCCCCCUUUUUGUACCUUUCUGUUUUCCUUUUACUCACUAUGACAUGAAUAAAUUUUCCAGUUUUCCCUUGAAAAAGGCCAUCAAAAACGGCCGAAACGUCGGGCAAUCUAUAAAUAUAACGUUUGCUUAAGUAUAAUAGACUGAGAAAGCCGUAAAUAUCAGUGAAUGUUCCGUAACCAGUCGUCAAACAUCUUA
Molecule: messenger RNA, 1321 nt
Organism: Topomyia yanbarensis
Lineage: Eukaryota; Metazoa; Arthropoda; Insecta; Diptera; Culicidae
Exons: 1
Coding region: 39-905 (288 amino acids)
Source: RefSeq, a predicted model, not a curated record